AUGGAGUUCAAAGUAAAAAUUCUUCUCAUUAUUUUUGAAUUGGCUAUUUUCUUCCAUAGCUGUCUAGCCCGGCAAUGCGAUCCAAAGCCUUUGAUCACAAGGCAUGAAGGCAAAAAGGCCUGCGUGUAUCUUGACACAAAAGGCAUCAAGACCAUUGGCGUUGGAUACAACAUGCAGAACAAGGACGCACCAGAGGUUUUUAAAGAGAUUGGAGCUGAUUACAAAAAGUUUGAAAACGGACCGGUGACCAAAUGGAAUGUUCCUUGCAACUGUUCGUCUGUUCCUUGCCUCACUGAAGAGCAAAUCGAAGAUCUGCUGGGCAUCAGUUUGAAGACGGCAAUAGCAGAUGCCCGGAAGGUUAUCGCCACCUUCGACAGCCUUUGCUGUCCCGUUCAGAAUGUUAUGGUUGACAUGUCUUUCACUCUCGGUGGACCUGGUUUUGCUAAUUUCACCACGUUUGCAUACCUUGUAACGCGUCAGUAUUGGAAGGCAGCCGGAGAUGACCUCACGGUAUCGAAAUGGUGCAUGCAGCAGGCACACAACCGAUGCAUGGAAGACGCUGGUGUUGUUAGAGAGGGAUGUGGUUGCUCUGCACCGUACCCUCAACCUUGCGAUGCUCAGGGGUCAUCUUGCUGCGCAAGCGAAGCACAGCAGACCUGCUGCAAAGGUAAAACAAACUGCAGAAGUUAAGUGAAAUUAUCCUCCUACUUCCGGUUUACUUCCUUCCUACUUAGGUUUACUUGCGUGGAUAAAAUCCUUUAGUGUGACCAUCCAAACGAACCUCUUCAGCAGUACUUUCACAUGGUACUAUUUAUUUAGUAUGUAGUUCUAACUAUUGAGUCUAUGGAUGACAUCCUGUUGUGUGACCAUUCAAGUGAAACCUCUUCAGCAGUACUUUCACUAUUUCCCCAAUACGUACAUGUAGUUCUAAAUUUUUAUUCUGAGGAGGAAAUCGUAUGGUGUGGCAAUUUAAGUCUUUUAAAUGAAACCUCUUCAGCAGAACUUUCACAUGGUGCUUUUAAUUCAGUACGUAGUUCAUUUUCGUUUUAGGUUUAUAGAGAACGCCUUAUGGUGUGACCAUAGAAAAUGAACGUUUUCUGUAAGAAAGUAAAGCAAUUUAAAUUGUUUUUUUUUUGGAAAGGGCAAAUUGGACAAAAUGAACAUCUGAGUAUGGCUUUAGUUCAGUUAUUGGAAUAGUCACAUCUUCAUAUAAGAUAAAAACUCUUUUUGUAUUGAAAAGCCUUUCACAGACUCAAAAUUACAGGUGCUUAAGUAAAGCUGGCGAAGACCGCGGUAUUGAAGCGACAGUUAUGAGUUCCAAGAAUAAGCGGAAGCUAAAAUUCUUUCAAUCUCUAUCGCGAUUACUGCAACUCAUUUACUUUGUCAAAUGCAAGCGAACUCUUUUUGAGCCGAAUUCCUAGGAACCAUAUUCAAGUUCAGAAAGAGAAAGAAAAUUUAGCCGUCCCUUGUUUUCGUCCUCCAUAAAACGUGAAAUUAGGCAUUUCCCCUUCGUAGUCGUGUAGUGACGGCAGAGAAAUGUACAAAAAAGCGUGAUGCACGUGCAGAGUUGUUGUUUUGCCUGUUCAACCUACUGCUUUUUUGACGUUCUUGUUGUCGUCGCCGUCGUAGCAUCUUAAAGUCGCUAAUAUUCUCGUCACAUAGGCCCUUUAAAUGAAUCGCAGUGAAGAAGACUUGGUACCAGACUGAACUGAAAAUACGAAACAAGGAACGAAAGUGCGCAGGGGAGGAAGCUCACUUUCAAAAAAGUAUGGCUCUUUUACAGGCUGUUAUAGUCACAAAAAGCGAAAUGAGAUUUUGUUUAUUCUAACAAAUAAUAACUUCCAUCAAUUAUUUUUUUUAAACAACCCUGCUUGUUUUUCUACAGCAACAUUGACAAUCAAGGGAAAGACGUUUGAUGAGAAACUGUGUUGCCCGUUUCCUCACGCGAACUGCUGCGAGCACAACAGAUGCUGCAGGCAACAAUACAAAGUCUGCUGCCCACCCCCGCCAGCGGUGCCGACUUACUGCUGCCCAGCGGAUUACCCAGUGUGCAAAGACGGGCAAUGUUACAGGGCACGUGACGGUCACAUGGUCAGCGGAGAGCCCGCUGUUGGAGGACCCCCCUUGGAGUAAACAGAAAUGUGGCUUAACGCGACUUUCACUGCAUUUUUGAUGUUUUUUCCUCGGUGAAACCAUAAUCGUGUAAAGCAUGAUGAUAAGCGAUAACGCCGAAAACAGCAUCUUUCAUUUAUUUUAGGGGUUAAAAAUUAUUUACCACAAAACCUGCUCCCGCAAAGUGUGAUUUAUUAUCAUGUAUAAUUAACGCCUUUUUUAAACACAUAUUUACAGAAUUGCUCAGUAUAUGUAGGUAUAUUUUCUUCAAUCUAAAACUCUGAAUCUCUCUUAUUUUUAAACUACGAUUUCUUGCUCCGAACCUCUGAAAAAAGAAGGCAAUCCCCAAAACAACCGAAGUACUAGUACAAUGCGAAGUCUCCUUAUAAUUACUCGUCUCCUAUAUUCCUGAUGUGCC
Molecule: messenger RNA, 2530 nt
Organism: Porites lobata
Lineage: Eukaryota; Metazoa; Cnidaria; Anthozoa; Scleractinia; Poritidae
Source: the annotation of a GenBank genome assembly